Messenger RNA from Didymodactylos carnosus, 780 nucleotides. NCBI's taxonomy places the organism in Eukaryota, Metazoa, Rotifera, Eurotatoria, Philodinida, Philodinidae. The record is from the annotation of a GenBank genome assembly.
AUGAGUAGCGCCGCAAAGCAAGAUAUUUUGAAAGCUGCCUCAGAUUUAGCUUCAUUUGCCGGAUCGGUUUUUGGUUUUCAAUCUCCGUCCACUUGUGAUCUAGAUGUCAAACUAGAUCAGAUUUUGGUAAAGCUAAAAGAAAUCGCAGAAAUAGUACGAAGUAUUGGUCACUUAGUCGAAUGUGCACAAAUAAAACAAAAUUACCGUGAAAUUUCCACGAAAUUAACAACAUUAUUGAAUAUCUAUGAAGCUUUUUAUCGAGCCAAAAACAAAAUAGGAAGAGAGAACGUAAGAAACGCGGUAAUAUCCAGAUGUAAUGAUCACACAGAAGGAAUACAUCAAAUAUAUAGUCUGUUUCUAAUUAUUCUCGGUAACGAUGAAGUAGUGGACUUCUUCAAACACUGCGCCCAUUAUAAAUCAGAAAAGGUUGAUAUAUGGAGUGGCAACAUAAAAAACUUAGCAUCGUUAAUUGCAAUUGUGAUCAAAGGAUGUGAAGAAGCAUAUAAUCAUACGACACAAUUCGAUCCGCCUCGUUUCGAAAAAGAAGUAAAAGAAUUGAUACAAUAUUAUAGUGAAAUCACUAAUUUAAAAGAAUUUGUGAAAGACCAAGAAGUUUUUGGAUUAAGAAGCAUUGUAAAAUCAAUUGCAAACAGAGGAAAAUCUGCUGAUGAAACUGCACAAACUCUAAAAGCAAUGUUUACAUAUUUUGAUUGGGACGUAAUUUUCUAUUCUUCCAAAAUCAGUGCCACGCAUCAUACUACGUUGUAUUCUCCUAAUUAA